Messenger RNA from Trametes versicolor FP-101664 SS1, 2613 nucleotides. RefSeq lists its product as uncharacterized. The record is from RefSeq and is a predicted model, not a curated record. NCBI's taxonomy places the organism in Eukaryota, Fungi, Basidiomycota, Agaricomycetes, Polyporales, Polyporaceae. The transcript is spliced from 6 exons. The coding region runs from base 1 to 2613 and encodes 870 amino acids.
AUGCCAGGACGAGACCUCGCAAGUCUUGUGCUGUCCCUUCAUAUCGCGGGGUUUGACAUCCUCAACCUCAGAAGAAAUGAGUUCGGAGAACUGCAAGACGGUCUGGAGCACGCCCUUCCACGUCUGGCCAACAUCCGAAAGUUUACCUUCAAGGUCUUGGAGACGCUCAGAUGUCGCGUCCUCGUCAAUCUCUUGGCAUCCUGGGAGUCGCUUUCCUCUGUCGACGUUGAAGUCACGGAUGAAGACACAGUGCCGGACGCAAGUCCUCGCGCUCCCGCCGUACCCCACCUCACCAGUCUUAGCAUUCGUAAUCUCCCAUCGACUUACGAUGACUACCUGCAGCAGCUGGCGGCUUCCUGCUGCAAUGGCCUUCUCAAAAUGUCACUCGCCGAGUCGGAUGCGGACACAGUGAGACACGUACUCGGAUCCACCGUUUUUGCUUCCCUACAGGACCUCGAACUAGAGGCCGCCGCAUUCUUCCACCCCGAUUUCCCCCAUGGCGCAUUCCCCCGUUUGCGAGCCCUCAUUUUAUCCUACGACUCCGAAUCACCGUGGGACGACGACUCGGCACUACCCUCGUGGAGAGAACCCAUUCCCUACACCGCGUACCCCCAACUCGAGAGUCUGGCCUGCAAUGUGGAAGACCUUCCCCUCAUGAUACCCAAACAAGCCGAGGUCGGCGAUCGAAUUCCGGUGCACACCAUCCGACUCAACGGAGCGACAUAUGAACGGAACGGGGGCGCGUUCUCGCACAUCUCGCCGGAGUGGGACGAGGUCGUCGAAUCCUUAUUUCAUCUGCGCUACUCUGGGGUACCCAUUCGGCAUCUGAGCUUCCACGUCUACCGCAUUACGGUUACGCAGCUUGAGGAGGUUCUGCCUUCCUUAAAGGACCUCGAGAGCCUCCUGAUCUCAAGCGUCCACGACCCCAACCUGCAGGCUAGUUACCCGGUCGAGAUCCUCUCCCGGAUGCUCUCCAGAAUGCCAAAAUUGCACAGCUUUCUCCUCUCCGACGCGCCCUUGAAGCGCGAACACCAUGCGUACAAUUUCAACCUCGCACGGGCGCAGACGCGACAGCGGGAGAUCGUGCAUGAAUGGGCCAAGUUUGCCGGCUCGCUUCGGAGGAUAGCGUUUACGACGGAGAUGGAAUGGAUCAUCAUGCCCCGGGAUCUACCACCAGAACUUCUCCUCGCGAUAGGCCGCGUCACAAGGACCGCCGAUCUCCCGUCUUUACUCCGGAUCAGCACUUUUUACAACCACUUCUUCACCGGCACGCUGCUCUACUCCUCGAUCGAGCUGAGAGACUUCAGAUCUACACGAAGAUGUCUUCGCACCCUCUGCAAGGCUCCGGCAGACUGCGCUUUCGGGCGCGACCUCGCCGGCCUUGUUCGCUCGUUCCACACCGCCGAAUUCCCAUAUAAUCGCAUCCGCAUGACGUCGCUCCAGGCGCUGCAGGGCAUGUUUUCCCGUGUCCUUCCGCGCCUUAUUAACGUUCAGGUGUUCUCCACACAACUUGUUCGACUGCUACCGCUCUGCGCACUGAUGGACUUGCUUCGGACCCAUGAGUAUCGCCGCAGCGAAGAUGACCUCCAGCUUAUAAGCCAAGAGCUUCCCUUUUUCCCACAACUGACGUUGAUCAAACUGGUUGGCGUCUACGAGAAACAUCCACUCUACAUCCAAUUCCUCCAACGUCUCUCCCACACCGUCGCCAACCACAUACAAACCCUGCACCUCGACAUGAUCAAUAACGAACCCGAGCUGGCCAUGCUCUCCGCCAGAGAAACCUUCCCAGCACUCCAAGAGCUCAAGGUCAACGGCAAGACGUUCUUCCUCCCCGAGUUCCCGCAUGCAGCCUUUCCUCGGCUCCGUACGCUCAUUCUUAGAGGCGAGCGCUUCUUCUGGCAGCUUCCGUCCCCUCUGGAUCCAGGUCUGGGCGCGACGCGGUGCAUUACACAUUACCCGGAGCUCGAGAUACUAUGCUGUAGCGCGCGUGCAAUCCCGUCGCUCUUUCCGCCAGACAUCCCGUCCCGCGAUCUCCCACAUGCUCUGCAUACUGUAGAGCUCGACAACCCGGCCUACGUCUUACCGAAACCGUAUGAAGACUACGUUCCGAGUUCGGCUCUUCCGAUCCGCCACCUGCUCUUCUCUGUGGCUUCUCUCGGAAGCGAUGUGGAAGAACAGGACUUCGAGGUGUUACCAACGUGCAUGGAAAGACUCGAAACCCUUGUCGUCUUCAUGGGAGCAGUUUGGUGUACGCAGGACACGGCCAUGCGCGUCAUCUCACGCAUGAUCGCCCGCAUGUCUCAUUUGCACUCUCUCGCAUUUGCAAACCUGCCGCCCAAGAAUCGCAUCCCGGUAGCUCGCCCCGACAUCGCGCAAGUCCACACGAGCCAAAGCCGCCUUGUGCACGAAUGGGGCCGAUAUGGAUCUCCGCUGUGUAGCGUCUCCUUGACUGUAGGAACGGAGUGGGUGCGUCACGGUGCAGAGUGGGUCUUGCUGGAACACCCACAGGAGUGCACAAUGCUUGGUAACGACAGAACUGUAGGCUAUGAGGAUGAUUCGGAGGACGAGCCGGGAAAUAAUGAAGGCAGGGCAUCGGCGCGGGAUCGGCUAUGA